UUGGAGCUGGGGUUGCUCGGUUUGCCACAGGCGAUGUUAGGUGCAUAGGGAAGUUAUCUGUCUGUAUUACUAAUUAUUCCUUAACAUUACCAUCGUCAGAAAGGCUUAUGUGCUCCGUGCAGCUCGAUCUCCGAGAAGGGGUGUUCAGUGAGUCAGUCGGUGUUGAAACCAUUCCCGUUCUACUACAUCAAUAUGGGUGUGAUCAGUGUGCAGCUGGUAGUUACCAUGGUAAUGGCCAGCGUGAUCCAGAAGAUCAUACCACACUACUCCUUCGCAAGAUGGCUCCUCUGCAGUGGCGAUCUGCGUUGGUAUCAGCAUCCCACAGAUGAUGAGCUACGGAGCCUCGCCGGAAAACUCCAGAAGGGAAAGAGCAAGAAAGACAGGAAGUACAACGGGCACAUAGACAACAAACCUCUGACCAUUCCCAAGGACAUCGACCUCCAGCUGGAGACAAAAUGCAUUGCCGAAGUGGAUACGUUAGCACUUCAUUAUUUCCCAGAGUUCCAGUGGCUGGUGGACUUCACGGUGGCCGCCACCGUGGUGUACCUCAUCACCGAGCUGUACUUCUGCGUGGCAGAGCCCAGUGGAGAGAUGAACAUCAGCGUGGUGUGGUGCCUGCUGGUCCUGGCUUUCGUCAUAAAGAUUCUGUUCUCCCUCACCGCCCACUACUUCAAGCUGGAGGAGGGGGGAGAGCGCUCGCUCUGCAUCACCUUUGCCUUCUUCUUCUUCGUCAAGGCCAUGGCCAUCCUCAUCGUCACCGAGAACUACCUGGAGUUCGGCCUGGAGACAGGGUUUGCUAAUUUCUCUGAAAGUGCUGUGCAGUUUCUUGAGAAUCAAGGGCUUCAGUCCCAGGGCCCCAUAUCCAAGCUAACCUUCAAGCUGAUCCUGGCGCUCCUCUGCUCCCUGAUUGGAGCGUUCCUGACCUUUCCCGGCCUGCGAUUGGCCCAGAUGCAUCUGGACGCCCUUACACUGACCACUGGCAAAGUCACGCAGACCUUGCUGCAUAUCAACUUCUUGGCUCCGCUGAUAAUGGUUCUGCUGUGGGUGAAGCCGUUAACCAAGGACUACAUCAUGAACCCCACUCUAGGGAAAGAAGAGAGUGUGCCUUUGAUGAGUGAGCAGACCUUCGACACGCUGCGCCUGUGGUCCAUCCUGCUGCUGUGCGCUCUGAGGCUGGCCAUGAUGCGCCACCACCUGCAGGCCUACCUCAACCUGGCCCGGAAGGCCGUGGAGCAGAUGAAGAAGGAGGCCGGCCGCAUCAGCACCGUCGACCUGCAGAAGAUGGUGGCGCGGGUCUUCUACUACCUAUGUGUUAUUGCACUCCAGUACAUGGCUCCUCUGGUGAUGCUGCUGCACACAACCUUGCUGCUAAAAACUUUAGGCGGUCACUCGUGGUGGGUGUACCCUGAAGAGGACCAGCCUUGCCCUUUGCAUGUGAACUCUGAACCUGCCGCUAUUGUGGUGGGAGGAGCAGGAGCAGGAGCGGCAGGGCCCGUCGCUACGGAGACCGGAGCCGGGGCCGGGGUCGGGCCGUCCGUGGCCCAGCUGUCAGUGGCCCUGGGCGGCCUGCGGACAGUCUUCAGCCCCCUGCUCUUCCGCGGCCUGCUGUCCUUCCUCACCUGGUGGGUCGCCGCCUGCCUGUUCUCCACCUCCCUCUUCGGCCUGUUCUACCACCAGUACCUGAUGGCCGCGUAGCCCGCAGGAGCCGAGCCGAGUCGACCGGACCUGGCUGAGGCGGGGGAGGGGGGUUUCCGAGCCAAGGACUCAGGGCUUCGGACCUCACUCACCCAACUCUCCACGCUCCCCCCUCCUCUCUCACAACAUCAUAUCAGCAAAGCUCUUCUACGAUGUGCUUCCUCCACAGAUGACUUUCGUUGUUGUUUUAUCGUUUUUUAUUUCAGUUUCGACCGUGACGCCACGUGUCACCGGAGCAGGACCUGCUACUAUUAAUGGGAAUGAUAUCAUUAUCAGUAAUAAUAAUAAUAAUAAUAAUAAUAAUGAUAGUAAUAAUAAUAAUAAUUGAAAUAAUAAUGAUGGUAACAGUAAUAAUUGUUGAUGAAGACCGGGGGGAAGCAGGACUGCUGGGGGUUCAGGGAGGGAGAGGUGGGCCGGAACUGAAGUUCAGGGCGGAUGCUCCGGUGAAGUGCAUGAGGGGGACACUUUUGGCAGGAGCACCAGGGGGGAGGGGAGAGGCCCACAUUGGCAUUGCCUCAUAUAGAUAUUUAUAUUCUUUUUAAUGGACAAUGGAGAGUUUUAAAAAUGCUUUGUGUAUUUGUUUGUUUAGAUUUUUUUUAUAACUGUUUUGUCCAUUAGUAGUAACCGGUGUAGAUUGUUCAUGGAAUGAAGAGAUGAGAGUUUCCAAUAGGUCAUGUUCAUUGGCUGUACUCUCUUUUGACUGAAGGGAGGCGUGUUAGAGUGAGUGGAUGAGUGUGUGUGUGUGUGUGUGUGUGUGUGUGUGACAAAUCCUUUGACUGAGACCUAUUUUGCUGUAUGUGUGUGCCUUCAUUAGCAUGUUCAAGCUAAGUUUGUAUGGGUGUGUGCCCCCCCAUGCCUACUGCUGCUGGCACGUGUGUGUGUGUGUGUGUGUGCGUGCGUGCGUGUGUGUAAGUCGCUGUGAAAGUAAGUCAGAGUUUGUAUGCCCUCGGGCUGCAGAUAACUCCUGCUGUGUUCUGGGGGUUUGAAAAUCAAAAAGGGCAUUUUGAUCAAUGAAAUCGGCAUGUAGAGCUCCACUGCAAAGCACUGUUGAAGAGAUCCUCCUCCUCUUCUUCUUUUUUUCCUUUUUUUUCCCCUUUUUGGUCUCAUCCAACUGCACUGCUCACCCGCCCUCUCGACGACCGAAACGUUUCCGCUCUGAACGCAGGGCCCUCGAGGAGACUAGGAGCCCACUGAGUGUGUUUAUUUUAGUGUUCUUAUUUUUUAACGUUGGUGGAUCAAAUCAGUAGCUUUUUUCUCCCUUUUUGAUGUUGUUAGUAUUGUUGCGCUGUCCUAACACGGAGUCUUUUAAUUCAUUUUUGAGAAGGUGCCAAUAGAAUCCACUGGGGUUGGUGCACAUGGCCCCACUGUCUUAGUCGCCCAAUGAGAAGAUGAGGUAUUAGUCACAGUCAAGGAAAAGACCAGAGCAAUUCAGUGUGUGUGUGUGUGUGUGUGUGUGUGUGUGUGUAUGUGUGUGUGACAGAGUAUUUAUAAAGAGAGAUCAUUUCAUGGAAGAAGCUCAAAAGUGGGUCUCAUAAAGUGUAUUUCAUUUCUUUCUUUUCUGUUGAACCACCACACACGAAAGCAGACCAGACGGUUAUGUUACAAUCAUAUCGGAUGACUGAUGUAAUGUCUAAUGUUUUUGUUUGUUUGUUUUUUUUUUAGCAAAAAUGUUAAUGUAUUUGAACUCUUUCGUCGGAAAGGGUUGGGAAAGUCUUAUCCUGACUCUCUUUUAAACAUCAGAGAGGAAGCACACUAUGAAUGUAAAGAUCCUGCCUAGUUUUUGUUUGUUUGUUUGUUUGUUUGUUUCUAACUGUAAUGAAAAUUUCACGUAUGAACAAAUUGAUUUAUGCAAAUAUGAGCAACCUGUAACACCUAUUUGACCGUGACGACUGGUUCUGUCAGUCAGUUAGUUAGUGGACUUUUGUCAACUACAUCAACGGAUUUGCUUCAUGUCAGGCAAAUAUUUUGUGGUGCACAACACAAUAUGCACUGGUUUAUACCCAUUUGUCGGUCCUUUGUGUGUGUAUAGUGACUCGCUUUUCACACGACGUGGGGACUGAGAGGAUUGUUUCUGGUGUCAGUAUUGCAGGGAGAUGCUGGUUUGCAUUGCGCCAUUGGCCUUUUGUGUCUCACAUGGUCCCCCUUCCGUGGGAAUUUUGAGCAGAAACUGACAGCCUUCGCCACGCCCGGGCCUGUUCUACUUGGCCUGUUGACAUCUCGGCUCAUGGUGUACUGCCGCAGACAUUCUCAUUUUCUCUCUCUCUCUCUCUCUCUCUGACUUUCUCUUUUCUCUCUCUCUUUCUCUUUCUCUUUCUCUCUCACUCGUUGCAUGUGUCCGCGGUGACUUGAACCGUCGUUUCCGGAAAGAUCAGGUCGUUGCAGUAUUCCGUUAAUCGCACUAACCGCAACCCCCUCCAAAAAAAAUUCCUAAUUUUAAAAUUUGAUUUUUUAAUUUGCAAACAAUUGCGCCUGUAUACAUUUCUAAUCCUAAUGCCAAAUGAUCUUUUGAAACGGUGUCUUUUAUUCAGCCAUUUGUGGUUUUACUUAUUAUUACUGAUUAUUUUUGAUUAGUUUUAUUUGCAUCAAAGACAAAUCAGCUGUACAUUUAAAUAUUUUGAUUUUUCUCAUAUUCUUUAUUCCCCUCCUGGGGUAUCAGUUUUGAAGCCGGGGAAACUUUUACAAUCCAUCAGCCUUCUGGGCUGUGUUUGUCUUACUUGAGUGUAUGUUUUUUUCCAAGUAUUGAUAUUUCUCUGUGUAUUUAUUAUGUUUCUCUCUGUUUAGUUUGUUUUAAUAAAUUAAUAUGA
Molecule: messenger RNA, 4499 nt
Organism: Sardina pilchardus (European sardine)
Lineage: Eukaryota; Metazoa; Chordata; Actinopteri; Clupeiformes; Clupeidae
Gene: tmem161b
Product: transmembrane protein 161B
Exons: 12
Coding region: 193-1695 (500 amino acids)
Source: RefSeq, a predicted model, not a curated record